Molecule: messenger RNA, 2193 nt
Organism: Ceratosolen solmsi marchali
Lineage: Eukaryota; Metazoa; Arthropoda; Insecta; Hymenoptera; Agaonidae
Product: LMBR1 domain-containing protein 2 homolog
Exons: 10
Coding region: 46-2130 (694 amino acids)
Cellular component (GO): membrane
Source: RefSeq, a predicted model, not a curated record
CACACACACACACACACGAUUUUAUAGAAGCAAAUAUUCAGUAAAAUGUCUCUAGCACCGCUUUUAACAGAGGUCGUUCUUGCCUUCUGUCUUGCAGUAACUUUGUUAUACAAAUAUGGAAAUAUCUAUCGGCAUCAUCCGAUUGUUACGCUUUCAGUUUUGGUUGCUUGGUAUUUUUCAUUGCUUAUCAUAUUUGUCCUGCCAUUGGAUGUAUCUUCGACCGUGUUUCGACAAUGCGUUGAACAGAGUCUUGGAAAUUUGUCUUUGAUAAAUUCAUUUAAAAAUACUACGGUUAAACCAACGCACGAAUGCAGAGAACCAUGGUCUAUGGUCCCAUCACCUGAAAACGUUUAUCAAAAUCUUUGGAGAAUCGUUUAUUGGACUUCUCAAUGUUUAACAUGGUUGGUCUUACCAUUAAUGCAAUCUUAUAUAAAAGCUGGAGAUUUUACAAUUCGAGGGAAACUAAAGUCAGCGUUAAUAGACAAUGCUAUUUAUUAUGGUAGUUAUUUGUUUAUCUGCGGAGUUCUAUUAAUUUAUAUAGCAUUAAAACCAGGCAUAGAUCUCGAUGGGCCAAAAAUAAAGGCGAUAGCUUCUUCGGCAUCGAAUACUUGGGGUCUAUUUCUAUUAGUUCUGCUUCUGGGUUAUGCUCUCGUCGAAGUUCCACGAGGUUUAUGGAAUGCCAGUAAACCAGGAUAUACGCUACAUUACAGUUACUUUAAAGCAGCAAAAUUGAGUAUAGAUAAAUAUGAAGCCGAAGAAAAUGUCGACGAUGUACUAGAGUCGUUGCAGGCAGCUAAUUUGGCAAUUAAUCCAGGCCACCCGUUUCAUCGUUAUUUAGAAACAAUAUUUCAGAAAGUACCGGCUGAGCUGAGAGAUAGAAUGAAUCGAAGACAACUGCCCGAAGACACGCCGAUCGAUGUUCCAUCUGAGAAAGCAUUGAUCCGUUUACACAGAAAUACGAUUAAGUCACUGCAAACUCUACAAAGAACGGAAACACAAUGGGGUAUCUUGGUGGAUAGCAUAUUUGAUUUAGAAGACAUUGCGAGAAAUCAAAUUAGUCAUGACAAAAAAUUUAAACCCACGUUUCCUGUGCAACACUCAUUAUUGCAGCGUAUUUUAUAUAAUUCUACAAUAGAAUGGUAUUGGAAAUGUUUCAUCAAAAGUUACGUUCAAAAGGUCGCAGCUGUUUCUGCAGCCACAUUGUCAGCUGCGGUUGUGUGGUCAGAGGUAACUUUUUUCAACAAAUCGCCGGUAUUAUCAUUGUUCGCUCAAUUUGUUAAUCUAGCAAAAGUGAAAUACGAUUACUUCACAAUUGAGAUACUUUCGACAAUGGUAAUUGCCUAUUUGUGUUAUUGUGCAUAUUCGACGGUUUUAAAGAUCCGAGUAUUAAAUUUAUAUUACUUGGCUCCACACCAUCAAACUAACGAAUACAGUUUAAUAUUUAGCGGUAUGAUGCUAUGUCGGCUUACUCCUCCAAUGUGUUUAAAUUUUUUGAGCUUAAUUCAUAUGGAUUCACAUAUUAUAAAAACUCAAGUUAUGGAAACACAGUAUACUCAGGUAAUGGGUCACAUGGAUGUUAUAAAAAUUAUAUCGGAUGGAUUUAAUAUAUACUUUCCAAUGGCAAUUCUUGCUUUCUGCUUAGCAACAUAUUUUAGUCUUGGUAGUCGAUUACUAUCCAUACUUGGCUUUCAACAAUUUUUAGGCGAUGACGAGUUCACUACCGACCUCGUCGAGGAAGGUCGAGAAUUGAUCAAAAGAGAGAAAAGAAAACGCCAACGAGUAGAGGAUGCAAUAAGCCGCCGACGAGAAUUUCAAGAAAGAUUAACAAACACGGGAAAUUUAUCACGUUAUCGGACAUCAAGACAAAGUACGGAUACGGUACGAUCCUUGAAACGGGACGAGUCAAUCGAGUCGGUGCGAGCUGGAUUAUUGCGAGACUUCGAGCCCAUGUCGGAAUACAGUGGCGGGGCUCAGUCAUUCGGCAACGAAAAUUACGGGGCCAACGAUCGCUACGAUCAUGGAUUCCAGGUGGACGACUACUCGGACUAUCCGCAGGAUACAUUAAGAACAUUCUCGACAAACAGUAGUCGCGUGGGUCCGCCGCCGAGGGGCUUGUUCGAUGACAUUUAAGCCCGACGUAAUGCAUGUGUGAUCGUGACUUGCCAUUAUCAAUUGAGUAAUCUGCCGAACGAU